Molecule: messenger RNA, 2194 nt
Organism: Blepharisma stoltei
Lineage: Eukaryota; Ciliophora; Heterotrichea; Heterotrichida; Blepharismidae
Source: the annotation of a GenBank genome assembly
AUGUUUGAGAACCAAAUUUCCCCAAAAGAAAGCGAAGAAAACCUAAGUGAUUAUUACUCAUCUAAUCGCCAUACUAAUGGGAAAGAUGAUAAAAUUCACUUACAAGCUGAUGAUCAACUUAAUCGCUAUGUGCAGCUUUCAUGGGAAGAUGUAAAUUAUUAUGCAUCUGUUGAGGGUAAAAGAAUGCAUAUAUUAAAAGGCGUCUCUGGACAUGCAAAUCCUGGAGAAUUCUUAGCUAUUAUGGGUGCAUCAGGCUCAGGCAAAACUUCACUUUUGAAUAUUUUGGCAAAUCGAGCUAGAAGCGGAAAUAAAGCAGAAAUGACUGGGACUAUUUUCGCUAAUGGUAAAGAUACCAAAGAAUUCAAUAUAAGUAAGUACGCAGCCUAUGUUACCCAAGAUGACGUUUUACUCGCAGUGUUGACUCCAAGAGAUUGCCUAAAAUUUUAUUCCAAGCUAAGAUGCCCUGGAACAGAUAAAGAAAGACAUGCUAAGGUCGAAGAAAUUCUGAAUGACCUCAACAUUGCAAGAAUUGCUGAUAAUCUGAUUGGCAAUACAAUGAUUAAAGGAAUUUCUGGUGGAGAAAAAAAGAGGGUUUGCAUAGGAAUCGAGCUUAUGUCUGAUCCUUGCAUUGUUAUGUUAGACGAACCGACUUCGGGUCUAGACAGUUAUAAUGCAGGAGUUGUAGUCGAUUUACUGUUAAAGCAAGCUGCUAAAGGCAGAACAAUUAUUUCCACAAUCCACCAACCAAGUUCCAAUGUUUUUAAAAAAUUCGACAAACUGUUUCUUCUUGCUGAAGGAAACGUAGUCUAUCAUGGCCCAUGCGAUAUAUCAAGAAAAUAUUUCGCAGAACUCGGAUACAAAUGCCCAAAACAAGUAAAUCCAGCCGAUUACUAUAUGAGAAUGCUCCAUAUAACAAACAGACAUGAAAAAACAGAAGAGGAGCAAAACAAACUUGAUUUGUUUGUUGGAAGCUAUAACGAAAAUCAUGUAAAAGAUACUGAGUCAAAAUAUGAGCUUACCGAGCUGCACGAAAUAGAAGGCUAUCGUCCAAGUUAUUUGGUUGAAUUUUUGGAGUUACUCAAAAGAUCAGGCAAGCUAGCAGCCAAAAACAGACCCUUAAUAAAACUCCAUAUAGUAUUCUCCAUUCUUUUUGGAACUCUGAUAGCAUUAAUCUUUAAUGACAUAGGCAACGGUCAAAAAGCCAUGCAAAACACCAAUGGGGCUUUAUAUAUGAUUACUAUUUGGGCAAUAAUGGAAGGAAAUCAAGCAGUUAUUAUGAACUGUAAGAAUUAUUUAGAUUAUGUGGAGAGAGCGGUCUUUUUAAAAGAGCAUGAUGAAGGGCUCUAUGGAACAUUGACUUAUUUCUUACUCCUAUCUCGAAGCUAGCAAAACCUUUGUAAAAAUUUCCAAAAGCCACCUCCUUGAGCGAACGAAAAUUUUUAUGAAAAAAAUUUGCUAUAUAUAUCACUGAUAAUUAUUAUGAUAAAUUCUCUGAUUGAUCCUAUUUGAUUUCAAAAACGCUUGCAUCUUAGAAUAUAAAUUUUAUAAAGUAAAUUAAUUUUUACUUCUGUUCACUAACAGAAGGGGAGUUAUCGAAAAACAUUGUUGAUUUGCCAUGAACCUUCGUUGCUGGAUUUCUUACCAGUGUUAUAGCUUAUUUCAGUUUAGAUCUCAACCUCCAUGAUGGAUCUAAAUAUGUGAUAUUUUACUGCAUUUAUGUUAUGGCGCUGCAGUGUGGUAUGGCCUUUGGCUAUAUCACUGGGUACAUGAUGUCAAGUGUUGAAACAGCUCUUGCGUUUAGCACUGUCAUUCUUUUCCCUAUAACUGCAUUUGGAGGACAGCAUGUAAAAGUCACCUCAAUUCCGAUUGCGUGGAGAUGGAUUACCUAUCUUGCUGUAAAUAUUAUUUAGCCUUUUAAAUGGGUCUUUCAAGCGUUUACAGUUAAUGAAUAUACGAUUUUACUCAAAAAGGUCUUAAAUUUUUAAUCAAAAUAAUGGAUAUUUUAAGGCAAAUAUAUAAGAAAAGAAUAUACAAUGAUUGGGGGAGAGACUGUGAUAACUGUGAUUCUUUAGGACACUUGGGAUGGUCUGAUGAGUUAUGGCAAGGACCAGUUGGAAUUAUUGUGUUAAGCACCUGCGUACGGCUUCUUGCUUUCAUUUUAUUGAAGUUUCUAACUCGUAAUAAAAGAUCUUAA